Carassius auratus (goldfish) is the source of this 3835-nucleotide messenger RNA. It is a transcript of the gene gng7, whose product is annotated as guanine nucleotide binding protein (G protein), gamma 7. Bases 559 to 765 code for a protein of 68 amino acids. The record is from RefSeq and is a predicted model, not a curated record. The transcript has 4 exons. Gene Ontology annotation, molecular function: G-protein beta-subunit binding. Gene Ontology annotation, biological process: G protein-coupled receptor signaling pathway. NCBI's taxonomy places the organism in Eukaryota, Metazoa, Chordata, Actinopteri, Cypriniformes, Cyprinidae. Gene Ontology annotation, cellular component: heterotrimeric G-protein complex.
AGCAGGAGUUACUGCACACUGCGGUGCAAGACGGGCUCGGGUUCGGUUCGCCAAAAUGUGUUGCUUAUGAAGACUUGGUCGAUGAACCUCUGCGUAAAACCUGCUUUUUCGACCGCUCGACAGCUAAAAACCUCAAAAAUCCCAUCGAGCAGAGAAACAGCUCACCGACAGACGCAACCAAACCCGUUGGCACCCGUUGAGGGUGGAGAGGGCAGAGCUGGCGAAACUGAUUGGUUUUCGAUUUUAACGAAGAGCCGCCUUAUUUGACUCAGAACCGACUCGGUUUUUUCCCAGGAGAGAAAAGCAAGUUUGUUUGCGAGAACGCUGUCACCAGCGGUGGGGGACUGACUGGGUGGACACUGGUGCACGGAGGGGGUGGUGUUUGUUUGGUAGGGGGGGUAACAAUCUGCGCGAACCUGGCCCUUUAAAUUACCUCCACUAUCACUGUAGACGAGACAAGUGAAGUUGCCUGCAGGUCCCUGAGCCAGCUUAAGUCUCCAGCCUCUCCAGCAUCCAGAAUUUUCUCCUUUUACGUGGCACGAUAACCGAUGGCAGAGAAUGUCGACGACUAAUAACAUAGCCCAGGCAAGGAAGCUGGUGGAGCAGCUGAGGAUCGAGGCAGGCUUCGAGCGUAUUAAGGUGUCUAAGGCUGCUGCAGACCUGAUGAGUUACUGUGAGCAGCAUGCCCGCAGUGACCCUCUGCUGGUGGGGGUUCCCACCUCCGAGAAUCCUUUCAAAGACAAGAAGCCUUGCAUUAUUCUAUAGCCACUCUGUCUAGGCCAGCUCUCCCAGUCCCAGUCUAACCGCUGCCCAUCCCCAGUCAAUGGGCAAUUCAGUCCAACUCUUCUUUUUACCUGGGACCCACAGUAUUUUCCAGAAAAUAAAAUGCCACAACUCUCUCGGUAAAAUUAAAAAGGGGCGAUAUCUGAAUACUUAGCGUCAUGUAGCCCGGCGUUGAGUGAAUCUAUAUGAAUGAAUCUGCACAGCACGCCUGUCUAAAUUCAUGCAUAUAGACGUACUUAACUGGAGGUGGCAGAUUUCGAAUUUCAGCAAACUAUUUCAAAAGAUUACACCGAGAGAUACUCCAGCAUGUUUUUCAGUGCAGCAGCUGACCUUGUUACCAUAGGUGAUGGUGGAGAGUAGAGGAAGACAGUCAUGAUUAUGCCGACUGACUAGCUGGCUAGCCCAGUCACACUGUGGUAAACGCUUGUUCGGUAUCAACCCUGCAUUGUUAUGUCGAAUCUGCAAGCUAAAGGUUCAUCUUAGAUUUGUAUGGCCAAAAUUAAAUCCAGGUAUGCUUACCUUUAUUAAAACAGCACAUUUCAUGUUUUACAAAGGGAUUCAAGACAUUAACCAGAGUUGCCACUAUUUUUACUUUUUCUCUCUCUCUCUUCUCAGUGGUUUGUGAGCUGUAGUUUUUCUUUUCAUCGAUUAAAAAAAAGACUCAUUAGGCUUAAUGCUUUGUUUUGUUUUUCUAGUCUUUAUACUAUAUUUCAGAAUCCUCAAACAUUGAGUUAUAAAGGAAUAAUUUUAUACAACACUGAAAAUAUGGGGGUGGUGUUAGCGCAGUGGAUAAGACACACGUCUGUGGUGUGGGAGACCCGGGUUCGAAUCCACUGUGAGACACCAAUGUGUCCCUGAGCAAGACACUUAACCCCUCAUUGCUCCAGAGGCGUGCGACCUCUGACAUAUACAGCAAUUGUAAGUCGCUUUGGAUAAAAGCGUCAGCUAAAUGAAUAAAUGUAAAUGUAAAUGUAAAUAUAUUUACCUAAAAAUAUCUUUCUCAGUCCCCUCAUAAAGUGCAGUUCGGUAUGAAAAAAAAUGAGGCGUAUUAUUUGAGGUAUUAAUAAAACAAAAACAAAAAAACAACAACAUUUGAGGUAUCAAAUAUAUGAAAUCAUUAUGAAUAUUUAUCAUCUUAAUAUAGCAGAGGCUCGGACACGCCCCAUAAAAUUGAGUCAUUUUAAAGUCAGAGCCCUUGCAAAGGCCAAUUUUAUUAUUUUAUUUUUUUCUCUGAAACCAAACUUGAUUGUAAAAUCCAUACAGAAGGAAAAAAAAAUGUAUAAACUUUCUUUUGGAUAUGUUCAGAGGUGUUAACUUUGAGAAUAGCUGUUUGGAUUUGUUUGUUCCAAUUUCUUCUUUCUAUGGAAACAUGGAAUCUGGUCAUUGAGUAUGAAACUGUACAGUGUUUGAUAACUAAAGCGCAUUCUUUCUUUUUUCUUUUUUUUUUGUGUGGAUGUUUUAUCUUUUUGUAAUCUUUGUGUAAUAUUUCCGUUUCUUCCAUCAUUCAUAUUUAACCAUUCAGUUUGUCCUCUUUAAGGCGAGGCAAAAGAUGCGAGCGAAGGAAUUGAUGGAUGGCUCCAGCGCUUGUACAUGUGACUGGGUGACCUGCUCCCUGCGAGGGAAUGUGGAAUGGAUUGUUGACACAAUGCCCACGCAAGGUGCUUAAGGCGUUGUUCGAGGCACGUUUCACGAGGUGGUCUGUGUUGUUAAGUCUAUCUAAAGGGCAGGAUGUGCUGUGUUGUGCAACAGGCCCUCAGCCUGAGCAGUCACAUGCAAAAGAUGAGGGGCAAGGUCAAGCCACAACUCUGAAUGUCCCAUGUGCACCCAGCACAUGAUGCACAAUCUUUUGGAGUGAUGGUUUUGUCUCCAAACAGUCACUCACAGUAUUCAGCUGAGUGCUAAAAACAGAAUUCCCCCAUUGUCCUACUUCCAAUGCUGGAAAAUAUGGACUCGUAGUGGGACAGAGGGGGCCUGUGCUCCUCGCGGCCAAUGGGAUGCUGUCAUCAGCUCCUGUAUUAAGAAUGACUAAGACCUGUGGGGGUCACGAGUGCCCUGACUCAUCCAGCGAUCGACAAAAUCACGCUGCUGCCCAUCAGUGGACAAAGCUGCUCCAGCGACAUCACUUCCUGUUAAGCCUGAGCAGUGUAGUGGCUUAUUCAUUUCAAAAUAACUGAAGAAAGAUGGACAAUUCAAGAGAUAAAGAACCGUAUUCUAUAAAAAAAAGAAAGGAUUAUGUUUGAAUCCAUGCAACUGUUAAGUUAGAAACUCUCACUUUUUCCAUCGCAAAGGAAGAGUCACUUAGUAGUCCACAUUAGGAUGAAGCCUUUCUGGAUACGUGCGAAGUGCUCAAAUGCGCCAAGCUAGUGCUAAAAUAAAGCUAGCACUACAAACGUUUUUUGACCAGCUAACAAACAAACUUGCUGUACCAGGUUUGAUGGUAUUACACUGGGGCAAACACUGUGAAAGUCAGCUAAGCUAAGUUUAAGCUUGAGUUCUCCACCUUCUUGACUCACGGUGUUGGGAUACACUGUGCUCCAAAGUAUAGCGUUUACCCGAAGUAUGCUAAAAUCUGCCCCGCUCUUGGGUUUAAUUAGACUCCGCAGUCAUUUCAUGGUGAGUGAGACCUGUUGUCAGGACGAGGGAGUGUGUCCGUUUCUAAUUCGCGCAGCGAGAACACUGAGGAGGCCGUGAUACCUUAACCUCAAUUCCUCGUUCCCAAACGUUGUUCGACUUCAGACACCAUUGAGCUCUUUCAUGACCAUGAGAGGUGAGAUUUAGGCUUUGUGUGGGUAAUAUCUGUAGCUGAGUCCUUAGCCAGUAGAUUUCAAUCUCAGCCUGUGCCAUUACUUUGUGUUUUUUCCUGUGUAUGCAUAUGUAUCUUUCUGCCUUGAUUAUGAAGAAAUAUAUCUAUUUUUUGUAAUUGUUCUUCUCGGAUGUGCCAUAAAUCAUGUUUUCUUGCACACUGUUAAUAUUUUGUGGAUAUUGCUGUUUAAAAAUGAUGAUAUCGGAAAAAGUAGAUGAAAUAAAAUAAAGACAAAAUGUUACUCUGCAA